This is a messenger RNA of Spea bombifrons (plains spadefoot toad), 1908 nucleotides long. RefSeq names its product sperm associated antigen 6 (gene SPAG6). Lineage: Eukaryota; Metazoa; Chordata; Amphibia; Anura; Pelobatidae. The coding region runs from base 102 to 1628 and encodes 508 amino acids. Gene Ontology annotation, molecular function: microtubule binding. The record is from RefSeq and is a predicted model, not a curated record. The transcript has 11 exons. Gene Ontology annotation, biological process: neuron projection extension; sperm axoneme assembly; epithelial cilium movement involved in extracellular fluid movement. Gene Ontology annotation, cellular component: sperm principal piece; microtubule cytoskeleton; axoneme.
CUGAGUUAGGCGCUAGUGGUACGGCAUCCUAGAGACGAACAGCGGUUUCACAGACGAAGUAGCGGCAGACAACUCUAGGGCUAUCGCCGACCACAAGCGCCAUGAGCCAGCGACAGGUCCUGCAAGUGUUUGAGCAGUAUCAGAGGGCCAGAACCCAGUUUGUUCAAGCUGUUGCAGAGCUUGCCACAAGACCCCAAAACAUCGAAACGUUACAGAAUGCAGGCGUUAUGGCUUUGCUGCGGCCUCUUCUCUUGGACGUGGUCCCAACUAUCCAGCAGACCUCUGCUUUGGCUCUCGGGAGGCUAGCCAAUUAUAAUGAUGAUCUGGCAGAAGCGGUUGUUAAAGGAGACAUUCUUCCCCAGCUUGUGUAUUCUCUGGAAGAACAGAACCGUUUCUACAAAAAAGCAGCAGCAUUUGUGCUGCGCGCGGUUGCAAAGCACUCGGCUAAGUUAGCCCAGUCAAUAGUGGAUUGUGGGGCGGUGGAUGCGCUGGUGAAAUGCCUCGAAGACUUUGACCCGGGUGUGAAGGAGGCCGCGGUCUGGGCUCUUGGCUAUAUUGCAAGACACAAUGCAGAACUGUCACAAGCGGUGGUGGACGCCGGAGCUGUCCCUCUCUUAGUACUCAGUAUCCAGGAGCCAGAAAUUGCUCUCAAAAGGAUUGCUGCUUCAGCCCUGAGCGAUCUAUCAAAGCAUUCUCCGGAGCUAGCCCAGACCGUGGUGGAUGCAGGGGCGAUCGCCCACUUGGCUCAGAUGAUCCUCAAUCCAGAUGCCAAACUCAAGCGACAGGUACUUUCGGCGCUAAGCCAGAUCGCGAAGCAUUCUGUGGAUUUGGCGGAGAUGGUGGUCGAGGCUGAGAUAUUCCCCGUCGUGUUAACGUGCCUGAAAGACUCCGACGAAUACGUAAAGAAAAAUUCAGCAACUCUAAUCCGAGAAAUUGCACGGCACACACCAGAGCUGUCGCAGCUCAUAGUGAAUACCGGAGGAGUGGCCGCAGUCAUCGACUACGUUGGGAAUACCUCGGGCAACGUGAGGCUUCCUGGGAUCAUGAUGCUGGGCUAUGUGGCCGCUCAUUCCGAGAACCUUGCGAUGGCUGUCAUCAUUUCCAAGGGGGUGCCACAAUUAGCCAUCUGCCUGUCAGAGGAAGCCGAAGAUCACAUUAAAGCAGCUGCCGCCUGGUCCCUGGGCCAGAUCGGGAGACACACUCCUGAGCACGCGCGUGCGGUCGCCGUCGCAAACGUCUUACCCAAACUGCUUUCCCUCUACAUGGACACGGACAGCUCGGAGGACCUGCAAGUCAAGGCAAAAAAGGCCCUAAAAAACAUCCUGCAGAAGUGUACCCACCUGCCGGCCCUCGAACCGCUGCUGCAUGACGCGCCGCCCAAUAUUCUCAAGCACGUCGUCGGGCAAUUCAGCAAGGUUCUUCCACAUGAUAGCAAAGCAAGACGUCUAUUCGUAACGAGUGGUGGACUUAAAAAGAUUCAAGAAAUUACAGCGGAUCCUGGCUCACCUCUCCAAGAAUACAUCAAUACGAUCAAUAAUUGCUACCCAGAAGAAAUCGUCAGGUAUUAUUCUCCCGGAUAUUCACAGACGCUUCUGGAGAGAGUGGACCAUUACCAGCCAGUCUUCUAACCCGCUUCACCAUCGUGAUGUAAACGUUUCAUUGCACUCUCUGGAUAAUUACUUCAUGUGGACUAUAACUGGAAAAUAAAAUUAAAUGAACAAAUCCACCUUUUUUAUAUAGAUUAAUUUAGUGUACACUUGGAUGAUCUUCUUUGGUAGCCUAUUUUAGAUUUAAAUUAUAGGUAAAAACAAAUUCUACUGCAUUUCAUCCAAAACAAAUGGCUUCUUAUUUCCACAUCUGAGAAUAUACAUUAUAUAUUUUAAAGGAAAAUAAACGGGCUUCAGUAGU